AUGUCUGCGAUGGGUGAAACCUCUUCAACUCAGAAGCCUGUAAUCGUUAGGGUUAAGCGUAAAGCAGGACACUCUCCACUCGAUGCUUUCUGGUUGGAGAUCAACGAAAGACCAUUCAAACGGCCGUUACCGAACUUAUCAAAGCUAUCUCUUUCCAGUUCCAACAAGAAAGAGGAUUUGAAGCCCAAGAAAGUGCUUGUGAGUCAUUUGGAGACAGUCACUGACUCUGAGACCACUGUUGAUGUUAUUCACUCUUUGUUUGAGUCUGAUCUUAAGGAGAUUGGUUUCAGAAAAGGAAAGUGUGAAGAGCGGAAAGUUAAUUUCAAGAAAGACAAUAGAAAGGAACAACUCCUGACCAAAGCUGUACUACAGCAACAGACCACUGCACAGAAUGCUCGGUUUAAGCAAAUAUGGAGGAGUAGGAAGGGAAACAAGGAUAAGAGGUGUAAUUUCUAUGAUGUUAUUCGUGUUGAUGCUGAAGAAAGACCACCAGAGAAUGGACCAGAGCUGACGACAUCCUUGGAGGACCAGAAGUUGCUGGCUAGUUUCUUGCCUCUCCUUAGAGAGAAUAUUCCGAGAGCAGCUGAAGAUAUUGAAACUGAUAUACAUUAUACGGACGAGGAAGAAGAAUACGUUUAUGAUUUCUAUGUUGUAAAGGAAGAGAUGGAUAUUAGUGAAGACAGUUCUUAUGAGCUUCAGUUUCCUCUUGUCAUAGUUAAAGAGGAAGAAGAAGAGUUCCGUGAUGGACCUGAUGAAUCAGACUAUGACUCUGAUGAUUCCAACGCUGAAGCUCAUCCAAAGAACGAUUAUUACCCAGAUGAGAUCUUUGAAGAAGAGGAAGAUGACGAAGAAGAAGAGGAAGAUGAAGAAGAGAGUGAAGUCUCAGAUGAUUCAAAAGAAGAGGGGAGUUCAGAAAGACAGGUGAGACACGAGUUCGAUGAUUACGCAGAGGAUAGCGAUAUGGAGUUUGUGUACACUUAGUUGGUGUCUUACUCUUACUAAUGAGUUUUUAUUGUAGCAAAUAAUAUGAUAUGUCAAGAAGACUGUAGUGUAUGUUUAAAACAAAACUAACUUAAAAAUCUGGUAGAUGUCUUGUAUCACAA
Molecule: messenger RNA, 1103 nt
Organism: Eruca vesicaria subsp. sativa (arugula)
Lineage: Eukaryota; Viridiplantae; Streptophyta; Magnoliopsida; Brassicales; Brassicaceae
Source: the annotation of a GenBank genome assembly